AUGCUGCACACCUUCAACGUGCUGCUGCUCGCGGAGCGCGCAGGCGUGCGGCGCGUGGUGCUCGCGUCGUCGAACCACGUCAUGGGCGGGUACAAGGAGAAGCGCUCUCACGGCCUCGUCCGCCCAGCCGACCCGCCCGCCUGCGGCACGCCGCUGCGCGACCCGGUCCUCGCGGCGUCGGGGGACGCGGUCGCCUGUUUCUUGUUUAGCCGCGGCGAGCAGCUCUGCAAGUCGCUUGCGGCAACGCGGCGCGGCCUGCUGCCCGGCCCGUCCUACUACAUGCUGCGGAUCGGCUGGUGCCAGCCCGGCGAGAAUCUGCCAGCCACGCUGUCCGCCGCCGGAGCAAACCACCGGAGCCGGCUAAGCGACUCCGUUAAGAUCCCAGAAGCAGAAUACGGCGUCGGCGGCGAGGCGGCCGCCGCCGAAGCGGAGGACGUGGACGGCGAUUGGUUCACGGGCAUGUGGCUGUCGAACCGCGAUUUCUUGUCGUAUUUCGAGGCGGCGCUGCGCGCUCCGGCGCCCUCGGCCGGCGAGGCUGCUGUCCUCGUCAACGCGAUGUCCAACAACACCGGCAUGCGCUGGUCGCUCGAAGAGACGGUCGCCGCGCUCGGCGUCGCCGCGCAGGACGACGCGCGCAGGCCGUGA
Molecule: messenger RNA, 645 nt
Organism: Emiliania huxleyi CCMP1516
Lineage: Eukaryota; Haptophyta; Isochrysidales; Noelaerhabdaceae
Exons: 6
Coding region: 1-645 (214 amino acids)
Source: RefSeq, a predicted model, not a curated record